Cynocephalus volans (Philippine flying lemur) is the source of this 1324-nucleotide messenger RNA. It is a transcript of the gene LURAP1, whose product is annotated as leucine rich adaptor protein 1. NCBI's taxonomy places the organism in Eukaryota, Metazoa, Chordata, Mammalia, Dermoptera, Cynocephalidae. The transcript has 2 exons. The record is from RefSeq and is a predicted model, not a curated record. Gene Ontology annotation, biological process: positive regulation of canonical NF-kappaB signal transduction; positive regulation of cytokine production. The coding region runs from base 60 to 779 and encodes 239 amino acids.
ACCCCCGGGAGCGGGACCCUGGCGUCUGGUCGCCCAGCCUUGUUCAGGCUUGGGCCCGCAUGGAGGGGACUGUGGAGUCCCAGACGCCUGACCUCCGAGACGUGGAGGGCAAGGUGGGCAGGAAGACCCCCGAAGGGCUGCUCCGCGGGCUGCGAGGCGAGUGGGAGCCGGGAGCCUCUGGCGCCCUGCUCCUCCCGGGGGAGCCUAGCACGGGCCACAGCCUUGGGGACAAGAUCGUGGCUCUGAGGAUGGAGCUGGCUUACCUGAGAGCCAUUGACGUGAAGAUCCUGCAGCAGCUGGUGACCUUGAAUGAGGGCAUCGAGGCGAUACGCUGGCUGUUGGAGGAGCGGGGCACAUUGACCAGCCAUUGCAGCAGCCUCACCAGCAGCCAGUAUAGCCUGACAGGCGGGAGCCCAGGCCGCUCAAGACGAGGCAGCUGGGACAGCCUGCCAGACACCAGCUUCACUGACCGGCUGGACAGUGUCUCUAUUGGCAGUUUCCUGGACACGGUGGCCCCCAGCGAGCUGGUUGAACAGGGCCCCCCAGGGGCUCCCCGUCCUCAGAUGGACUGGGCAAAGGUUCUACCUGGUGGGGGGAGGGCCAGGAUUGAGGUGGACCUGAUAGCCACCAGGCUAGGGAGCUUGAAGGCUGUGCAGAAGCCUCCAGGGGAGGGGCUCCAAGGUGGACCACCUGAGUCACCAGAGGACAAGAGUGCCAAGCUGGGCUUCGAGGACCACUGGUACUGGGGGCAGUGCCAGGAUGAUGUGACCUUCUUGUAACAACUUUCCCACCCUUUUGUACUUCUGUGGCUCUUUCAUCCCUCAGCCCUGGUCUCCCUCAAAAUUUAUUCUCCCUCAAUCUGGGACUAGGAAGAGGCUGUACUGAAAUUAGUUACCACGGAAACCUGGCUCUCUCCUGGUCCCUAGGGAGUCUCUGCCUUUAUCCUUUAUUUAGCAAGUCACUACAGCUAUUUCCAUAGAAAUAGUGACUCUAGAGGCUUGGCCUAUGGCUCCUAACAUAGUGGUAGCUCUCCCCUCUCCCUCCUGACUAGGUAAGGAAUUUAGGACCCCCAGGAGAUCACUGAUAAAGAGAUGGGGGUGUAAAUACCUCACCCAAAUUCUAGAAGCCUUGGCCCCCAUUUUGGCCAAGAUCUAGGAUUGAGAAGGGACAUGGACAUUCCCAGAAGCCUUUGGGGUUGGUAGGCCCACCCCUUCAUAUCUGCUGAGUGAUGUCAUUUCCUGCCAGGAUGGACUAGCCCUUCCUCGGUGCCAGUCCUUGGGUGGUGAUAGAACGGUAUAGGAGUGUCUGAGCCCCUGCUUCUAAG